UUUAGAUCAGGGAAGGAGAGGGGCUAGCAAAUAGUGUGUAAAUUUAAAUUUUAUAAAAUUAUAAAUAAACACACUGGGUCGUAAUAAACGUAGUUACUAGGAAGCCGCCAUCGGACACGUUCCGGUCACCUGUAGGUGCCAGGAGAAGGUGUUGGUGGCGUUUCCGAGCCGUUCCCUCAGUGAAAGCGGCGUGCUGGGGGAGGACGAGUCUCUUUGAAUAGACAGGAUGCACGGACCGCCUUCCAGCGACAGCGCAUGCCCACUGCGCCUCAUCAAGAGAGUUCAGUUCGGCAUCAUCAGUCCAGAUGAGCUUAAACGGAUGUCAGUUACCGAAGGGGGCAUCAAGUACCCUGAGACAACAGAGGGUGGACGCCCAAAACUGGGGGGCCUCAUGGAUCCCCGGCAGGGGGUCAUUGAACGUUCAGGCAGAUGCCAGACAUGUGCAGGUAACAUGACUGAAUGCCCAGGUCACUUUGGGCACAUUGAGCUGGCUAAGCCUGUCUUUCACGUUGGCUUUAUUACAAAAAUCAUGAAAGUCCUUCGCUGUGUGUGCUUCUUUUGCUCCAAACUGCUGGUUGAUGCGAAUAACCCAAAGAUCAAAGACAUCUUGAUCAAGUCAAAAGGCCAACCCCGAAAGCGUCUGAUCCACGUUUAUGACCUAUGUAAAGGCAAAAACAUUUGUGAGGGUGGAGAGGAAAUGGACAACAAGUUUGGAGUGGAGCAGCCUGAAAAUGAUGAGGACCUCACAAAAGAGAAGGGUCAUGGUGGCUGUGGGCGGUACCAGCCUCGGAUCCGGCGCUCUGGUUUGGAACUCUAUGCUGAAUGGAAGCAUGUUAAUGAAGACUCUCAGGAGAAAAAGAUUCUCCUCAGCCCUGAGCGUGUGCAUGAGAUCUUUAAGCGCAUUUCAGAUGAGGAGGAUAUUAUCCUGGGUAUGGAUCCCAAAUAUUCAAGGCCUGAAUGGAUGAUUGUGACUGUGCUGCCUGUUCCACCACUUGCUGUUAGACCUGCUGUGGUCAUGCAGGGAUCUGCAAGGAACCAGGAUGACUUGACACACAAGCUUGCUGACAUUGUGAAAAUUAAUAACCAGCUGCGGCGAAAUGAACAAAGUGGGGCUGCUGCCCAUGUCAUAGCAGAAGACGUCAAGCUCCUGCAGUUCCAUGUAGCCACAAUGGUUGACAACGAGCUGCCUGGAUUGCCAAGAGCAAUGCAAAAAUCAGGCCGUCCGCUGAAAUCCAUCAAACAGAGAUUAAAAGGUAAAGAGGGGCGAGUACGUGGUAACCUUAUGGGAAAGCGUGUAGACUUUUCUGCACGAACUGUCAUCACGCCGGACCCUAACUUGCAGAUUGAUCAGGUCGGCGUACCCCGCUCCAUUGCUGCAAAUAUGACUUUCCCAGAAAUCGUCACACCAUUUAACAUUGACAGGUUGCAGGAGCUUGUAAGGAGAGGUAACAGUCAGUAUCCCGGAGCUAAAUACAUUAUCCGUGACAAUGGCGAUCGAAUUGACCUUCGAUUCCACCCAAAACCCAGUGAUCUUCAUCUGCAGAUUGGCUACAAGGUGGAACGACAUAUGUGCGAUGGUGAUAUUGUCAUCUUCAACAGACAGCCCACCUUGCACAAAAUGUCUAUGAUGGGUCACAGGGUUCGAAUCCUGCCAUGGUCCACGUUUCGACUUAACCUCAGUGUAACGACUCCUUACAAUGCUGACUUUGAUGGGGACGAGAUGAACCUGCACUUGCCUCAGUCCUUGGAGACCCGUGCUGAGAUUCAGGAACUGGCCAUGGUACCACGUAUGAUUGUGACACCACAGUCCAACAGACCCGUCAUGGGUAUUGUACAGGACACGCUCACUGCCGUGCGCAAGUUCACCAAAAGAGAUGUCUUCUUGGAGCGGGGGGAAGUGAUGAAUCUCCUGAUGUUCCUGUCUACCUGGGAUGGGAAAGUGCCCCAGCCUGCUAUCUUGAAACCACGUCCACUGUGGACUGGCAAACAGCUCUUCAGCUUGAUUAUUCCAGGCCACAUCAAUGUGAUUCGUACACACAGCACACAUCCGGACGAUGAGGACAGUGGCCCAUAUAAGCACAUCUCUCCUGGAGACACAAAGGUAAUUGUGGAGAAUGGAGAGUUGAUUAUGGGCAUCCUGUGUAAAAAAUCACUGGGUACGUCUGCUGGCUCUCUCGUCCACAUAUCUUACCUGGAAAUGGGACAUGACAUUACCCGCCUUUUUUACUCCAACAUUCAAACCGUGGUCAACAACUGGCUGCUCAUUGAGGGUCACUCAAUUGGUAUUGGUGACUCUAUUGCUGAUGCCAAGACUUAUCUCGACAUUCAGAACACCAUCAAGAAGGCCAAGCAAGAUGUGAUAGAGGUAAUUGAGAAAGCUCACAACAAUGAACUGGAGCCCACCCCGGGUAACACCCUGAGACAGACUUUUGAGAACCAGGUCAACCGUAUUCUGAACGAUGCUCGAGACAAGACGGGUUCUUCUGCUCAGAAGUCCCUGUCUGAGUACAACAACUUCAAGUCCAUGGUGGUGGCUGGAUCCAAGGGCUCCAAAAUUAACAUCUCUCAGGUUAUUGCUGUGGUGGGUCAGCAGAACGUUGAGGGUAAGCGAAUCCCUUUUGGCUUCAAGCACCGCACUCUUCCUCACUUCAUCAAGGAUGAUUAUGGUCCUGAGAGCAGAGGCUUCGUAGAAAACUCCUACCUCGCCGGGCUUACACCAACAGAGUUCUUCUUCCACGCCAUGGGAGGCAGAGAGGGUCUGAUUGACACAGCUGUCAAAACUGCUGAGACAGGUUAUAUUCAGCGUCGUCUGAUCAAAUCUAUGGAGUCCGUCAUGGUUAAGUAUGAUGCCACAGUGAGAAACUCCAUCAACCAGGUGGUACAGUUGAGAUACGGUGAGGAUGGGCUGGCUGCAGAGGCUGUAGAGUUCCAGAACAUGGCCACCCUUAAACCAUCCCACAAAGCUUUCGAGAAAAAGUUCAAGUUUGACUACACCAAUGAACGAGCUCUGCGACGCACCUUGCAGGAGGAUGUGUUGAAGGAUGUAAUGACUAACGCACUUGUUCAGACUUCCCUGGAGAAGGAAUUUGAGAAAAUGAAGGAAGACCGGGAGAUUUUAAGAGCAAUCUUUCCCACUGGAGACAGCAAGGUGGUGCUGCCAUGCAAUCUGGCUAGGAUGAUCUGGAAUGCACAAAAGAUUUUCCGCAUUAACACACGAACUCCAACAGAUCUUAACCCCUUUCGAGUGGUGGAGGGUGUGGAAGAACUGAGCAAGAAGCUGGUCAUUGUGAAUGGUGACGAUCCACUAAGCAGGCAGGCCCAACAAAAUGCUACUCUUCUGUUUAACAUCCAUCUCCGCUCUACCCUCUGCUCCCGACGAAUGACUGAGGAGUUUCGGCUCAGCACUGAGGCGUUCGAGUGGUUGCUUGGUGAAAUUGAGACCAAGUUUAACCAGUCAAUUGCUCACCCUGGUGAGAUGGUGGGUGCUCUGGCUGCUCAGUCUCUGGGUGAGCCUGCCACCCAGAUGACAUUGAACACUUUCCAUUAUGCUGGUGUGUCUGCCAAGAACGUCACCCUGGGUGUGCCUCGACUUAAAGAGCUGAUUAACAUCUCCAAGCGUCCCAAGACUCCCUCUCUGACGGUGUUCCUGCUGGGCCAGGCAGCCCGUGAUGCAGAGCGAGCAAAAGACAUCCUAUGUCGCCUGGAGCAUACCACUUUGCGCAAGGUCACAGCCAACACGGCCAUCUACUAUGACCCCAACCCCCAGAGCACGGUUGUGUCUGAGGAUCAGGAGUGGGUGAACGUUUAUUAUGAGAUGCCUGACUUUGAUGUAACUCGUAUCUCUCCAUGGCUGCUGCGUAUCGAGCUGGAUCGUAAACACAUGACUGACCGUAAGCUCUCUAUGGAGCAGAUUGCAGAGAAGAUUAAUGCAGGUUUUGGUGAUGAUCUGAACUGCAUCUUCAAUGAUGACAACGCUGAGAAACUGGUGCUGCGUAUUCGGAUCAUGAACAGUGAUGAGCACAAGAUGCAGGAGGAUGAGGAGGUGGUGGAUAAGAUGGACGACGAUGUGUUUCUGCGGUGCAUUGAGUCAAACAUGCUGACCGACAUGACCCUGCAAGGCAUUGAACAAAUCAGCAAGGUGUACAUGCAUCUUCCACAGACAGAAAACAAGAAAAAGACCAUAAUCACAGAGGAGGGAGAAUUUAAAGCCCUUCAGGAAUGGAUUCUGGAAACAGACGGUGUCAGUCUUAUGAGAGUUCUCAGUGAAAAGGACGUGGACCCGGUUAGGACCACCUCCAACGACAUUGUGGAGAUUUUUACUGUACUUGGUAUUGAGGCAGUGCGAAAGGCUCUGGAGCGAGAAUUGUACCAUGUCAUUUCGUUUGAUGGUUCCUAUGUGAACUAUCGCCACCUUGCUCUGCUGUGUGACACGAUGACCUGCAGAGGUCACUUGAUGGCCAUCACCCGUCACGGCAUCAACAGACAAGACACUGGGCCACUCAUGAAGUGCUCUUUUGAAGAGACUGUGGAUGUGUUGAUGGAAGCCUCAUCCCACGGAGAAAGUGAUCCAAUGAAGGGAGUUUCUGAAAACAUCAUGCUGGGACAACUGGCUCCUGCUGGCACUGGUUGCUUUGACCUGCUGCUGGAUGCUGAGAAAUGCAAAUAUGGCAUGGAGAUCCCCACCAACCUUCCUGGCAUCAGUGUAGCUGGACCCACUGGAAUGUUCUUUGGCACUGCUCCCAGCCCUAUGAGUGGCAUGUCCCCAUCUAUGACACCUUGGAACACAGGUGCCACCCCAGCUUAUGGUGCCUGGUCACCCAGUGUUGGGAGUGGAAUGACUCCUGGAGCAGCAGGUUUCUCACCCAGUGCUGCAUCUGAUGCCAGUGGCUUUUCUCCGGGUUACUCGCCUGCAUGGUCUCCCACACCUGGCUCUCCUGGUUCUCCUGGACCAGCCAGCCCCUACAUACCCUCUCCAGGUGGCGCCAUGUCUCCAAAUUAUUCACCUACAUCACCAGCCUAUGAGCCCCGCUCCCCUGGAGGAUACACCCCACAGAGUCCAGGAUACUCCCCAACAUCGCCCUCUUACUCCCCAACUUCUCCUUCAUACUCUCCAACCAGCCCCAACUAUAGCCCAACAUCGCCGUCUUAUUCUCCCACCUCUCCAUCCUACUCUCCGACCUCUCCAUCAUACUCUCCUACAUCUCCAAGCUACUCGCCAACGUCACCCUCCUACUCUCCAACUUCGCCAUCCUAUUCGCCCACCUCGCCAUCUUACUCCCCGACGUCUCCGUCCUAUUCUCCAACUUCACCUUCUUAUUCCCCAACGUCACCCAGCUACAGCCCGACAUCGCCGUCAUAUUCACCGACCUCUCCAUCUUACUCGCCCACUUCUCCGUCAUACUCUCCUACCUCGCCAUCCUAUUCUCCAACAUCACCCUCGUAUUCUCCAACAUCGCCCAGCUACAGUCCGACUUCACCUAAUUACACCCCCACUUCACCCAGCUACUCACCAACUUCUCCAUCGUACAGCCCCACCUCACCUUCCUAUUCGCCCACCUCUCCGAAUUACACCCCCACCAGCCCAAAUUACUCUCCAACAUCCCCGUCUUAUUCACCCACCUCUCCGUCUUACUCUCCAUCCAGUCCCAGGUACACCCCUCAAUCUCCCACUUACACCCCGAGCUCUCCAUCUUACAGUCCAAGUUCCCCAUCUUACACUCCUACUUCACCCAAAUAUACCCCCACCUCACCAUCAUACAGCCCCAGUUCUCCAGAAUACACCCCCACUUCACCCAAAUACUCGCCCACUUCACCAAAGUACUCUCCAACAUCACCCAAAUACAGUCCCACUUCUCCAACGUACUCGCCCACUACGCCGAAAUACAGCCCUACUUCACCCACCUAUUCUCCGACAUCGCCUACCUAUACCCCAACCAGCCCAAAAUACUCGCCCACUUCGCCUACCUACUCUCCGACGUCGCCCAAAUACUCUCCCACAUCUCCGACGUACUCGCCUACUAGUCCUAAAGGCUCUACGUACAGUCCCACUUCUCCCGGAUACAGUCCAACCUCGCCUACGUACAGUCCGACAAUUAGUCCAGAAGACAGCGAUGAGGACAACAACUAAAGCUGAUUGGAUGAGAGGUGCCAGUGUGUUCUGUUCUUUGAUUUCCUUUUUAAUUCUGAGGAAAAGACAAUGUUGGCAUGGAACAUUGGCACAAAACUUUGGCACCUGUGAUUCAGACAGAAGAAAACGAAGGAGCUUAGGUUCCCGCGUGUGAAAAGUUCUGAAACCUUUUCAGACAUCUGCAAACAUGCUCUAUUUACUGUAAGUCUAUAGAGUUGAACUCUAGAACCAGCUGCCUUUGAACAUGAACUUAAGGUUCAUGGGUGGUUUAUUGCACCACAGGUGGUUGGUUGGGGGAGCGAAGGAGGGAAUAUGUCAUCUGAAAUUCAGUGUUGAAUAUAGAAAUCAGUGAGCUUGAAGUAUUGCUGAAAUCCUUUAGAAUGAAUAGAGAAUUGUAUCUUCAGAUGGAAUUUUGACUUAAUCUUUAGACUAAAUUGAAAUACGCAGAGAUUUUACUGAAACGUAUCUAACGUUGACUUUGAAUUUUUUUUUUUGGCUCUGUAAAUAUUCGCUUGUCUGUUUAUCCAUGUGAAUGGAAAGAAUCAAAAGUGAAAAGCUAAUGUAAAUGGUUAUUGAGCCAGAUUUUGUUUGUUCAUGGAAAUUCAAAUUCUGUAAAAAGUUUUAAACACAGCAUGUAUAUAUACAUUUGAGAGUUGAGUGCGAAAAUUUGCAUACCUUAAAAACAAAAAUAUAAAUUUAAAAAUGUUGUUUGAUUGUUCUUACAACUAACCUUUAAAUUUGCAUUUCCCCUUUCUGAAUGUUAUGGAUAUUUUCUAAAUGUAUGUCACCACUUGCCAAACUCUUUAUCUACUUUAUCUCAAUCUAGUUUUGUCACUUAUGAAAUUUUAGUUUGUCAUACAAGUAUGCUCACCAUACAUUAAUAAAGCUAUAAUUUAAAUAUCGCCUGCUUACUUGAUGCUAAUAUUUUGUACUGUAAUGUGUUAAUUUUGUACCUACACACAGUAUUCUUCAAUUAAAUUCAUAGCUAAAUUGAUUACAAUGUAACAAUUCUAUAGAAACUUAUAUUAUCCGUACAGAAGUAGGUAAAAGCUAUUAACCACCGAUGAUGGAUAUUAAAGUGGUUGUUUAUAUGAUUGCGAGUGAAUAAGCAAUGUCAUGCAGCAAAUUCUGAUUCUCUCGAACUACUCACAAUAGUGAGUUCAAAAUAGUCUUCAAUUUAACAUAGAUUGUAAUUCUAUUGGCUUGUGAACGUUAUUGAAUUAGCUUUGUUUGCGCAGGAUAUUUGGCUUUUAUGUAACCAUUGAUAUUUUUGCAGAUUAAUUCUCAUUUAAAAACAUGAAUGCAAACUUUUGCACUCAACUAUAAUCUGUCCAGCCCUUUCGCUGGUCACAAAAAUAAGAGGGGUCAUAUUUAGUGACCACUUAUAGGAGGUGUAAAGGGGGUUGGCUUUGUUUUGAUAGUUUAAAGAACAUGUUUUUGUAUCCCACUGUGCCCAGAGUAACACAUUUUCAUCUUACACCAGCAUUCUUAUGCUAAAUUCAGCAACUGCAAAGAUAAGGUGGUCAGCAAUAGUUCCCCUCUAAUCUCAGAGGAGUGUUAAGUUUUUGAAUUUCUAUUUUUUCCAUGUGAUUUUAGUGUUAAAGGAGGAGUGAAUUGGUUGUGUGUAUGUUGGCUUAAUGUUUAAACCAGUUAAUGUUUUUUUUUUGUUUGUUUGUUUUUUUGCUUAAUCUUUCUUCAAACUGCUUUUGCAGUGUAACUUUACUGAUUACCAAGUGUAUGUAUAAAUAUUACCUCUUCAGUCUGUUAAACAUCAGUUGACCAUGAUUUUUUUUUUUUUUUUUUUUUUUCUUUUGCAUUUUUAGUUUUGUGUGACUAGGUUUACUUUGGUUUUAGGAGGUUCUUUUUGAUUCCUUUUGGAAAAUCUUGGACAUCUUAGUCUGAAAUUGACUACACUAGGCUGUUUUAUUUAAAGCUAAAUGGACGCUUUAAACAGCAGGGGGCAACAAAGACCAAAUUAAAUGGCAUAUAUAGAGCGACAUACUUGAAUCUUCAGUUCCUCAAUACUUUAACUUGAUAAAGUCUGAUUGUCCCAGAAUUUAUUAUAGAAUUAGGGUGGUACACCAGGUGGGUAUGUCCUCCUCCUUACUCCAAUGCAUCCAAAUGUAGCCUGUGAUUUUUCCUAAAUCUUUUAUAUUAAAUUUACUGUUUCAGCAGUUUGGCUUGCAGUUGUAGAAGGGUCAGAUGCUGUUAUACUGGGAACUGUUGUGCAGCAAAAGUCUUGUUUAAUAUGUGGAACCAGGGUUAAUUCCUGACAUGAGAGGCCUUUGUAUAGCUUUAUAGACUGAUGUCAUGACUGUCUGUGCAGUCAAAAGUAAACCAGUUAUGUACUCCCCAUCGAUGGGUGCAGAAUGAGAGCCUUGUCUCGCUAAAAGCUACUUUGUGUAAAUGGUAGUUUUAAGGCCUUAGAUUACACUUAGCAGAACAGGGUUGUCUGUAUAUCUGCCUUCAAAAAAUGUUUCUUACUAAAGUUUGAGUCACUUGAGUCAGCUGUGUACCCAGGCUUCUGUAUAAUGUAUUUCAGAGAGCAUGAGUUUUGUAUGUAUGUAAGCUGACAUGGUCAGCUUCAGUUUAAGCAAAUACUGAGCCUGGGAUUAAAGGGGAGAAUGGAUUAUAAAUCUAAAAUACAAUUGUCACUGUAUAGAAGCAGUCUUCCCUAAUUCUCUGUAUCUGUUUGUUUUGACUUGAUAAAAACAAUAAAAAGUUCACCUAUAA
Trichomycterus rosablanca is the source of this 8860-nucleotide messenger RNA. RefSeq names its product RNA polymerase II subunit A (gene polr2a). Gene Ontology annotation, biological process: transcription by RNA polymerase II. Gene Ontology annotation, cellular component: RNA polymerase II, core complex. The transcript is spliced from 28 exons. NCBI's taxonomy places the organism in Eukaryota, Metazoa, Chordata, Actinopteri, Siluriformes, Trichomycteridae. The record is from RefSeq and is a predicted model, not a curated record. Gene Ontology annotation, molecular function: DNA binding. Bases 227 to 6127 code for a protein of 1966 amino acids.